Molecule: messenger RNA, 396 nt
Organism: Alternaria burnsii
Lineage: Eukaryota; Fungi; Ascomycota; Dothideomycetes; Pleosporales; Pleosporaceae
Exons: 2
Coding region: 1-396 (131 amino acids)
Source: RefSeq, a predicted model, not a curated record
AUGCGUUUCUCCAUCGUCGCCGCUUCUCUCAUCGCAGCUGUCGCUGCUCAGUACCCCUCUGCUUCUGAGGAGGUCUGCUCUGCUGCCGUCACUGUCACCGUCACCGAGACUCUGGCACACACACCCGUCGCCCCCUCCAUGUCCAGCGCCUACUACCCCACCACCACCCCUAUGGCCGCUACCCCCUCAUCCCCCGCCCCCGUCAUGGGCGGCACCGGCGUUCCCAUGGUUCCCGAUGCGUCUUCCGUCGGCACCAUGCCCGUCGCUUCCGGCACUGCUGCCCCCAGCGGCAGCGGAACCGGUGCUCCUUACCCCGAGUUCACUGGCGCUGCUUCCGGCCUCAAGGUCGGCGGUGCGCUUGCCGGUGUUGGUGCCGUUGCUGCUCUCUUCUUGUAG